This is a messenger RNA of Enhydra lutris kenyoni (northern sea otter), 1824 nucleotides long. RefSeq names its product hedgehog acyltransferase like. The transcript has 12 exons. Lineage: Eukaryota; Metazoa; Chordata; Mammalia; Carnivora; Mustelidae. Gene Ontology annotation, molecular function: acyltransferase activity. The record is from RefSeq and is a predicted model, not a curated record. Gene Ontology annotation, biological process: negative regulation of N-terminal protein palmitoylation. Gene Ontology annotation, cellular component: endoplasmic reticulum. Bases 201 to 1715 code for a protein of 504 amino acids.
CCCUCCUCCGCCCUCCUCCUGCUGUCACCACUCACCGCUCAUAGCCUUGAAGGGGUGGGGACCCCAGGCCUGGACACACCCCACUGUGGCCCCAGAGCCUAGCUGGUCGGACGGACGCACGGUUGGACGCUGGACCCCGGAGCCCCGAGGUGGGCAGUGUGCCAGGGUCCCUCACAGCCUCCUCAAGCGCCACCCAGGCUAUGGGCAUCAAGACAGCGUUGCCUGCGGCAGAGCUGGGCUUAUACUCCCUGGUGCUGAGUGGGGCUCUGGCCUAUGCUGGUAGGGGCCUCCUUGAAGCUUCACAAGAUGGGGCCCACCGGAAGGCCUUCCGGGAGUCUGUGCGACCUGGCUGGGAGUACAUUGGCCGGAAGAUGGACGUGGCUGACUUCGAGUGGGUGAUGUGGUUCACCUCCUUCCGCAACGUCAUCGUCUUCGCCCUCUCUGGACACGUGCUAUUUGCUAAACUCUGCACGAUGGUUGCCCCCCAGCUCCGUUCCUGGAUGUAUGCCGUGUAUGGGGCCCUGGCUGUGCUGGGCACAAUGGGCCCUUGGUACCUGCUGCUACUGCUUGGCCACUGUGUCAGCCUCUACUUGGCCUCACUCUUGGGCCAACCCUGGCUCUGUCUUGGCCUCAGCCUAGCCAGCCUUGCCUCCUUCAAGCUGGAUCCCCUAAUCUCCUGGCAGAGCGGGUUGGUAACAGGCACUUUUGAUCUUCAAGAGGUGCUGUUUCACGGGGGCAGUGGUUUUACGGUACUGCGUUGUGCCAGCUUCGCGCUGGAGAGCUGUGCCCACCCUGACCGCCGCUACUCCCUAGCUGACCUGCUCAAGUACAACUUCUACCUGCCUUUCUUCUUCUUUGGGCCCAUCAUGACCUUUGAUCGAUUCCACGCCCAGAUGACCCAGGUGGAGCCGGUGAGGCGCGAGGGCGAGCUGUGGCGCAUCCGGGCCCAGGCCGGCCUCAGCGUCGUGGCCAUCAUGGCCGUGGACAUCUUCUUCCACUUCUUCUACAUCCUCACCAUCCCCAGUGACCUCAAGUUUGCCAACCGCCUCCCGGACAGCGCCCUCGCUGGCUUGGCCUACUCAAACCUGGUGUACGACUGGGUGAAGGCUGCCGUCCUUUUCGGCGUGGUCAACACGGUGGCGCGCCUGGACCACUUGGACCCGCCUCAGGCUCCCAAGUGCAUCACAGCCCUCUAUGUCUUCGCUGAAACGCACUUUGACCGUGGCAUCAACGACUGGCUUUGCAAGUACGUGUAUGAUCACAUUGGUGGGGAGCACUCCGAGGUGAUCCCAGAGAUGGGGGCCACUGUGGCCACAUUUGCCAUCACUACUCUGUGGCUUGGACCUUGUGAUAUCGUUUACCUAUGGUCAUUCCUGAACUGCUUUGGCCUCAACUUUGAGCUCUGGGCGCAGAAGCUGGCAGAGUGGGGGCCUCUAGCACAAAUUGAGGCUUCUCUGUCGGAGCAGAUGUCUCGCAGGGUCCGAGCUCUCUUUGGGGCCGUGAACUUCUGGGCCAUCAUCAUGUACAACCUUGUAAGCCUGAACAGCCUUGAGUUCACAGAGCUGGUCGCCAGGCGCCUGCUACUCACAGGCUUCCCCCAGACUACUCUGGCUGUCCUGUUCGUCACCUACUGUGGUGUCCAGCUGGUGAAGGAACGAGAGCGAACCCUGGCACUAGAAGAGGAGCAGAUGCAGGACAAAGAGAAGUCGGAGUAGCUGGGAGGAGUAAGAGGGGAGAGGAAUGGGCACUGCUCAGCUACUCCCAGGUCUGGCCCAGGCCAGGCCGGAGGGGGCCUGACCACUAGAAUAAAAGACUUUUCUACCA